Phytomonas sp. Hart1 is the source of this 1806-nucleotide messenger RNA. Lineage: Eukaryota; Euglenozoa; Kinetoplastea; Trypanosomatida; Trypanosomatidae. The record is from the annotation of a GenBank genome assembly.
AUGAUCACGAGAACGCUAGCGCGAUUAACUAUAUCCAAACUACCUCUUCUGCUUGGUGCGGUGCGUAGGGGAAGGAUAAGUUUUAAUAGCGAUGAUAUCUACCGCCUGUGCGUUUUGCUUCAGGACGCCGAUGAUGUGCUUUCCUUAAAGAAGGAUAAAGAAUUUAUGACACUCAUUGCCCAUCAGUUUCAUUCAAAGUAUGGCUCUGAGAGUGAGGCCAACGAGGGAAACGAAAAUGGAAAAAUCGUUGCCUUAGGUGCCUUUCAGAAAUCACUUAUUGAUCAAGUUCUUAUGCCUUACAUAAGUUUAGCGUCUAGUUCUGAGGACCUUGUUGUCAAGGGCGAGGUAGAGUCUGCUGUGAUGAAAUUAGGUAGUAAAGUGCUGAAAGAACCAUCGGCAGUAGAGCGCCUUAACGCGAUUUUGGAGAUCGUUUCGGAGGUUUUCGUGGUAUCAUCAUCUUCCGAUAAAAAUUCAUCAUCAUCUUCGCAGAACCAUAGAGUGGCAAUUGGGAUGGAUCAGAUGCAGACGAUUGAGAAGCACAUGGGUGCGCUGGAGUCUCAGCUGCGCAGUCUCACGCCGAUCAAUGUUUGCAAUCUAGUAAAAGCUCUUGCCCGCGUAAAUUAUCAAUCUCAUAAGCAUACUUCUUUGCUCUCUAGACGGAGCUGCGAGGUUGCCACUCAAAUACCGUCUAGCAAGAUUUGCAAACUCUUCUUCAAUCUCCACAAGCUCAAUGCCAACGACUCUUUACAUGCCCUGGUGAAUCAAAUCAUCUUGUGUAUGGAAAAUUUUUCCGCCGAUGAUGUUUACCUUAUUGCACAUUCAUUAGAAAGGCAACUUAAUACCACUCCUUCUGCCGCGCGAAUGCUCUCGUUGCUUGCUAAGCAAGCUAUUAAGAAGAUGCACAAAGCAACUUCCAGCACCUAUCAUCGCUCGCUUCUGAAUGCCUUAUCCCGCUAUGGCUUUCGUGAUAUUGUUGCCGUUUCAACGCUUUUUCAGGAUCUCAUGCGUUUCAAAGACAACAUCUCCGAGCGCGACUUGCCUGUAAUUCUGCAGGCGGCGGUGAAUUUACGGAUUCCGUCAUCUUCUAAAUGUUAUCCAAUGCUGCUUUCCCGCGCGGAAAUGCUAGUGGAGAAGAGUUUAGAGCUUCAUUUAAUCGAUUCCCUCAUGGAUACGAUUUCCUUGCUGCCACUGGAUAGCACGGCGUUGAUGGCAAGCGUGAUGGCAAGGUUAGAUCACGAUGCGGGGAAGCUUUCUAACCCCCAGCUUGUGCAGAUUAUCAGCCUGCUAUCCACGUAUCCGCCCGCAAAAGACCAUAUUUGUAUCGUUUCGCUUAGCUUCACUGCGUCCGUGCGCAAGGACUCUUUCGAUGCGAGUGGUAUGGAGAGCAUUAUUGUGUCUCUUUCCUGUUUGACGCACUUCACGGAGGACUUUUUCAAUAUAUUUGAAAUGCUUCAAUUAUCCAAGGGGGGGUUUCGUCAGUUAUCUAGCCUCCUGACGGUGUUGGAGAGCUUCACUAAGGAGAUCGUGUGGAGCGAGAAACGUGUGCAGGAGCUGAUAUCUCAAGCGGUCAUGACUUUUGUACCCGAAAUGAAUGAGGAAGAGGUGCGCCACUGCAAAAAAAUACUCAUGAAGCUAGGGUUUGAUCCGCCGACUUUGGAAAAGUGGUGGUCGUCUGCGAGUAAAUUUUCGGGUUCAGUUCAAAGAUUGGGAUGGGGCUCGUCUUUUAAUCGUUCCUCCCGUGGGAAACCCCAAGGUAGGCAUUUCCAAGGAAAGCCAUACAAUCCGAUGGACGAUUUUAUCGAGUAA